AUGUCUCUCACGGGUGAAGCUCUAGCCCUUGUGUCGCAUCUCUCGCUAACCGCUACCAACUAUACAAGUGCUUGGAAAAUCUUGCGGUCCCGAUACGGCAAUAAACGUGAUCUCGCUCGUGUUCACUUAGAUUCUCUUCUUGCUCCACAGAUAGUUAAAUCGAAUGACGCUACCUCUAUUCAACAGCAAAUUAACACAAUAUUAGAGAACACAGCUGCUUUGGAUAACCUCGAUUUUGUAACCCGACAGUGGAGUCCUCUUCUGGUGCAUGUUUUUGAGAAGCAUUUAGAUUACGAAUUACGUGCUCGGUGGGAAUUAGUCGUUGGGGAUAAUUACUAUCCCCAAGCCUCUGAAUUUGUGGAUUUCUUGCGUAGCCAUCUGCGUUCUGCGGACAUCUAUUCCAGUUCUGUUCCAGUUAACCAACCAGAUGAUGUUUCAAAACCCCAAAGGUCUUUUAAGCCACAAAGUUUUAAACCUCGCUCGUCAGAUCGAUCCACAGUCUUAGCCGCAACGACCAGUAAUGUGUCUGAAAAACCUUGUCCACUAUGUAGCGCACCCCAUUCGAUUAGAACAUGUAAGCUAUUUACUGAUCAGUCGCCAAGUGAGCGCUUUCUUAUUGCCAAAGACCAUCGGUUGUGUAUAAAUUGUCUGGGGUCCGGGCAUUCGUCAAUGAGAUGCAAUUCGAAGUAUAAAUGUCAGACAUGUAAGAAAGCUCAUCAUUCACUGUUGCAUUUUACUCCUACUGCUAGUCCAUCAACAAAAGGACAGCCGCAGCAAAUCGUUCUAUUGUCCACAGCAAUAGUUGAAGUCUAUGCUGCCGAUGGACGGCGACACGCUCUAAGAGCGUUGUUAGACAGUGGGUCUCAAGCUAGCUUUAUCACUGAGAGAGCGGUGUGUGCUCUUAUGCUUCGUCGUUUCCAUUCGUCGGUCAGCGUUACUACGUUUGCUAGUUCAGCUUCUACCGUUGUUCGGGGCAAAUGCAAUAUUAAGAUUGCUCCCACUGGUCAACAAUCACCUUCGUUUUGUUUAGAUGUAUCAAUAGUUCCUCAAAUAACUGGACCAACCCCUCAAACUCCAAUCACGCCAGGGCAUUGGGCCCAUAUGAGUAGUUUAUCGUUGGCAGAUCCGUCAUAUAAUAUACCCGGUCCAAUUGAUUUACUAUUCGGAGCCGAUCUGUUUCCUUCGGUUCUCCUUGAUGGCACGCAGAAGGGUCAACCAGGUGAACCCCUCGCGCUGAACACUGUAUUCGGAUGGGUUCUCAUGGGACCAACAGAAUUUUACGACGGAUCGUCUGUAACUACAUUGUGUUUGAAUGUAUCUGAUCCCAUUGAUUCGUUAAUCAAAAAAUUUUGGGAGCUUGAAGAGUUACCCACCACUUGCCAUUUGAGUCCUGCUGAUAUUGCUGCUGAAGAAAUAUACAACUCAACUACGACUCGGCUAAGUUCAGGCAGAUUUGUAGUCACGCUUCCGUUUCUGAAGCCACGUCCACUGCUUGGUGACUCAAAAACGUUAGCCCUCCAACGGUUCAAGGCCCUCGAAUGUCGGCUGACCCGCAAUAAAGAUCUGCAAGCCCAAUACGCUGAGUUCAUGCGCGACUACCUGACAGCUGGACAUAUGGAGUUGAUUCCGCCGUCUGACCUUGGAAAUCCAUAUCACUAUUACAUUCCGCACCAUUGCGUUCUAAAACCCGAUAGCCUCACUACCAAAUUGAGAGUGGUAUUCAAUGCUUCUGCAAAAACUUCAGCUGGAAUCUCGCUGAACGAAAGUAUGCACACAGGUCCGAAAUUGCAACCUGAUAUUCAGGUCGUAUUGCUUCGAUCUCGACUCUGGAAAUACCUCUUUACAGCUGAUAUCAAACAAAUGUAUCGCCAAAUUCUCAUCAGGCCCUCUGAUCGCGAUUAUUUGCGGAUCCUGUGGAGAUUUUCGUCUCAGUCUCAAAUUGAUGAGUACCGAUUAUGUACUGUAACGUACGGGACUUCUGCUGCUCCCUAUCAAGCACUGCGCACUGUCCGUGAAUUGGCUACAGUCGAUGGUGCCACCUGGCCGCUAGCGGCGUCUGUAUUAUUAAACGAUACAUUUGUUGAUGAUGUCCUCACUGGAGCCAAUACUAUUGAAGAUGCUCUUGAGUGCCAAUCUCAACUCAUAAAUUUGUGUGCCAUGGCGCAGUUCCAAUUGCGGAAAUGGGCCAGUAAUAAUAGUCAAAUUUUACAAACAGUGGCUGAAGAGGACCGUGCCAUUUCUCCCUCUGUUCUACUUGACACCAGUGAACAGUCAGACUUAAGGGUACUCGGUCUAAAGUGGGACCCACUAGCAGACACUUUCUCAUUUAACGCUAAACCUUCGACUACCAAGCCAACAAAACGUACAGUCCUAUCGGAGAUUGCUAGGAUCUUUGAUCCGUUAGGUUUGCUAUCUCCUACCACCUUCUGGACGAAAUAUCUUAUGCAACAGCUGUGGACGUCAGGUGUCUCGUGGGAUGAUCCGAUCCCAGUUAACAUUAGUGAUGCUUGGUUACGAUAUCAAUCAGAGCUGCUCAUGAUUGAGCACAUCUAUAUUCCCCGACGUCUCACACAUGAUAAUAUGAAAAACGUGCAACUGCAUGCUUUCUCCGAUAGUUCAGAGAAAGGGUACGCCGCAGCAGUCUACCUUCGUGUUGAAACUGCGUCGGUCAUACAUUGCCAACUUAUAACCGGAAAGUCCAAGGUUGCACCCCUCAAGAAGUCUACGAUUCCUCGACUUGAGUUGUGUGGAGCUCUGCUUGCUGCAAGGUUACUUCAUUUGGUAACAACCACAUACACCGAUCGCUUAAAAAUUGAUGAACUGCAUGCGUGGACUGAUUCCACAACCACUUUAGUUUGGAUCCAAUCGUCGCCACACCGUUGGGCCACCUUUGUUGCCAAUCGUACUAGUCAGAUCCAAGACCUAACAGCACCAUCAAUAUGGCAUUACGUCCCCACGCAGGAAAACCCAGUCGACUGUGCGUCUCGCGGGUUGUUCCCUUCAGAACUUGUUGACCAUCCCUUGUGGUGGACAGGCCCCUCAUUUCUUAAGGAAUCACCUGAUAAAUGGCCAACAACACUUCUCCCUCGAAUGAACAGCGACAACUCAACUCAUCUUGAAGAAAAAAAGCCAAUUGUGUUACUCGUCAGUGUUGACUCGUGUUUCAUGAAUUUACUUGAGCGAUUUUCUUCUCUAGACAAAAUUCUUCGGAUCGUUUCCUAUUGUCUCAGGUUCCGUUUUCGUAAUAUGACAAAUGCAAGGACGACUAGUGUCAACGCAGAGGAACUCUCGUGGUCACUCCUAGCACUCAUAAAAUAUGUACAAAGAUGUACUUUUCCUGAUGAUCUAUCUCGACUAACCCAGGGCUCCCCUUGUUCAAAACCCUUGCGUCAUUUAGACCCGUUUGUUGACGCCUUUGGUUUAAUCAGAGUGGGCGGUCGACUGACUAAUGCCGAUAUACCAUAUGCUCAUAAGCACCCGCUUUUGUUGCCCGCUCGAAAUCGACUUACUACACUGCUUAUUGACCAUCAUCAUGUAAGACUGAAACAUCCAGGUGCACAUGCACUGCAAGCAUCAUUGCAACGAGAAUUUUGGAUCUUGUCAGCUCGAAAGUCAAUUCGGUCUCGAUUACGACAGUGUAUCCCAUGCUUCCGCACAAGACCUAGAAAUGUACAACCAAAAAUGGCCAGCCUUCCAUCGUAUCGUGUGCAACAACUCAAACCAUUUACAAGUACUGGAGUUGACUAUGCCGGUCCAAUAACACUAAAAGGCUCUCGAGGCCGACGAAGUGCUCCCACACUAGCCUACAUAUGUCUGUUUGUCUGCACCACUACGAAAGCGUAUCAUUUGGAGUUGAGUUCGACCUUAUCCACUGAGACUUUCCUGUUGGCGUUUGCCCGUUUUUCAGCUCGCCGUGGUCCAAUAAAAGAGAUGCACAGUGAUUGCGGGACAAACUUUGUUGGAGCUUCAAAACUGUUAAACCCGUUGACAGAGCUCACUCACUCAUCUGCGUUCCAAAGUCGCGUGCACAGCUACCUAGCUACCAAACACAUCAGUUGGUAUUUUAACCCACCGUCUUCUCCACACUUUGGUGGUUUGUGGGAGGCUGGCGUGAAAUCAACGAAGUCGUUACUUCUCCGUUCGGUAGGCAAACAGCAAUUGACCGGUGAAGAACUUACAACUUUGUUAACGCAAAUCGAAGCAACGUUAAACUCGCGGCCCCUCUGCCCUUUGAGCAACGACCCGGCUGACCUGGAAGCCUUAACUCCCAGCCACUUCCUGACGCUGGAGCCAUCAACGUCACUUCCAGACCCUGAUUUGGCAAAUGUGCCAUUGUCUAAGUUACAGAGAUGGCGUUUGGUGACUGAUCUCCAUCGACAUUUUUGGUCACGUUGGAAAAACGAGUACUUGUCUAGUCUUCAAGCGCGAUCAAAAUGGUUUGGUAAUGUUGAUCAGUUGCGUGAAGGUGCCCUAGUCCUGAUAAAAGAAGCCUCAACUCCUUUACACUGGCGACUUGGUCGAAUCCGCACCGUUCAUCCUGGAUCUGAUGGAGUCACUAGAGUUGCUACAGUGGAUACCAGUACUGGCAGCCUAACCCGUCCAGCCGUAAAGUUAUGUCCAUUACCUACUUCUUGA
Acyrthosiphon pisum (pea aphid) is the source of this 4635-nucleotide messenger RNA. RefSeq lists its product as uncharacterized. Gene Ontology annotation, biological process: DNA integration. Lineage: Eukaryota; Metazoa; Arthropoda; Insecta; Hemiptera; Aphididae. Gene Ontology annotation, molecular function: nucleic acid binding. The coding region runs from base 1 to 4635 and encodes 1544 amino acids. The record is from RefSeq and is a predicted model, not a curated record. The transcript has 2 exons.